AAUCGGAAUUCACUCCAUCCCUGGUCAUGAGUCAUUGAGAAUAAUUCAGUUUUAUUUUUAGUUAACAAAAACGGUGCAUGCUUUCGGAAUUUAAAUAUAUUUAAGUAUUUAUUAUCAAAGAAUAAUCAAUAAAAAUGCAGGACCCCAACGAAGACACCGAGUGGAAUGAUGUGCUCCGCGCCAAGGGAAUCAUUGGACCCAAGGCGAAGGAGGCGGCGAUCACGGAGGAUCAGAUCCAGAAGCUGAUGGACGAUGCCAUCCAGAAGCGUACAGAUCUUCCUCUAAACGAGGGCCAGCGGGACAAGAAGAUCGACGACAUGUCGCUGGACGAACUCGACGAAUUGGAGGACUCCGAGGAUGAGGCUGUUCUAGAGCAAUACCGCCUCAAGCGCAUUGCCGAGAUGAGGGCCACCGCUGAAAAGGCGCGAUUUGGUUCCGUGCGCGAAAUCUCCGGGCAGGAUUAUGUCAACGAGGUGACCAAGGCCGGCGAAGGCAUCUGGGUGGUCCUCCACCUGUACGCCAACGGUGUCCCGCUCUGCGCCCUGAUCCACCAUCAUAUGCAGCAGCUGGCCGUCCGCUUCCCGCAGACCAAGUUCCUGCGCUCCGUCGCCACCACAUGCAUACCGAACUUUCCCGAGAAGAACCUGCCCACCAUCUUCAUCUACCACGAGGGAGCGCUGCGCAAGCAGUAUAUCGGUCCGCUGGAGCUGCGCGGCGACAAGCUGACCGUGGAGGAGCUGGAGUUCAUGUUGGGCCAGGCCGGAGCUGUGCCCACCGAGAUCUCGGAGGAUCCGCGACCACAGAUCAGGGACAAGAUGCUGGCCGAUCUGGAGGACAAGAGUGCGGACUUCUACUGAGUCUUAGGCAAAUCAUAAACCUCAUCCAACUUCCUGAAAUUUGGGAUGGGCCAGUAUCUAAGGAAUGAAUCAUGGGCCCAAUACAAACUUAAACAGGUCUUUGAAUCUGUGUUUUAAAGUAAUCUAAAAGAUUAUUUAAAAAUUGCAAAUUAUCAAAAUCAAGCUGAUUCUUAAGCUGAAUUAGUAAACUUAAUGUAAACCCCGACAAUAUUAUUAGAAAUCCGCCUUUGAAGGCGUACUUUAUUGAUUCAUAGAUAACUUUAAUUUGCCGUCAUGAUUUGUAAUUUUUCUUCAUCCACACAUACUGACCCAGUCUAUCCUCAGGGACUCCCUUUCACGUAUCCAUCUCAUUGUUUUGUGGCAUUUACGUACUCUCACAAAUAAACUGUUUACUUUUCUACCGAAA
Messenger RNA from Drosophila subpulchrella, 1263 nucleotides. It is a transcript of the gene viaf, whose product is annotated as viral IAP-associated factor homolog. Gene Ontology annotation, cellular component: cytoplasm. The record is from RefSeq and is a predicted model, not a curated record. The coding region runs from base 135 to 857 and encodes 240 amino acids. Gene Ontology annotation, biological process: protein folding. Lineage: Eukaryota; Metazoa; Arthropoda; Insecta; Diptera; Drosophilidae. The transcript has 2 exons.